GUUGACCAACAAAAAAACUCGUCACAUCCGCGAUAUGGAUUUCAGGAAGUAAUCUAAAAUAAUAAAGUGGUGAACAACUUUCAGAGAGAGGAGCAAACUUAUUAAUGACAAGUGUCUAAAUGUAAAGCCGGAGUUGUUUCUUAUGUGUUUAUUUAGCGUCGUUGUCGGAACAUCACGUUCACCAUGAUUACCGCACUGGAGGUUUCAUGUUGGCCAAGCUGAAAACUAAGGAGCAAACUUUGAACAAGGAGCUGAACUUUUUCUGAGGUUUGACUUUCCCUAAAUAUUAUUUGCCAUGGCUUACCAUAAAGGUUCUAUUCCUUUUAGGGCAUUAUUUAUCAUGCUCUGUUUUGGAAUGGCAAAAUCUCUCUAUACCAUUCCACUUAAAAUAUUUAUAGGGACGUUUAACUCUUCUUUGGAUUUGGAUUUAACUCCUAUGAAACGAAUACAAGCCUCGGGACUGUCCCUGGCAUCUGAUCCAGCUGGAAUAGUGAACUUUCUGGACAUGGUCACUAACUUACAAGGCGACUCUGGCAGAGGUUACUACAUGGAGAUGACACUGGGUACCCCUGGUCAAAAGCUGAAUAUCCUGGUUGAUACAGGAAGCAGUAACUUUGCAGUGGCUGCAGCAGCACAUCCCUUCAUCACACACUUCUUCAACACAGUACUUUCCAGUACGUACCAGUCCACUGGCAGGGGCGUGGCCGUCAAGUACACCCAGGGCAACUGGGAGGGCGAGCUGGGCACCGACCACGUCCGCAUCCCCAGCAUCCCCGGCACCCCCACCAUCAACAUCGCCACCAUUCUCUCCUCCAACGGAUUCUUCCUCCCGGGGGUCAACUGGCAAGGCAUCCUGGGCCUGGCCUACCCCCUGCUGGCUCAGCCUGACUCCUCGGUGGAGCCCUUCUUUAACUCCGUGGUACGACAGACAGGCAUCCCAGAUGUGUUCUCCCUCCAGAUGUGCGGAGCUGGGUUGUCAGACAGCACCACUGCCGACCCCGCGGGGGGAAGUCUUGUCAUGGGAGGGGUUGAACCAACAUUGUAUUCGGGGUCCAUGUGGUACACCCCUAUAAAGGAAGAGUGGUACUAUCAGGUGGAAGUAUUAAAGCUGGAGGUUGGGGACCAGAAUCUAAACCUGGACUGCAAAGAGUACAACCAGGAUAAAGCCAUAGUGGACAGUGGAACCACUCUUCUGCGGCUGCCUGUGAAUGUGUUCAAUGCUGUGGUGGAGGCCAUCUCAAGAACAUCUCUGAUCCAGGACUUCACCUCAGGGUUCUGGGGUGGCACUAAACUGGCCUGCUGGUUGAAGGGGGAGACACCGUGGAGGUUCUUCCCCAAACUGUCCAUCUACCUGAGAGCCACCAACAACAGCCAGUCCUUCAAAAUCUCCAUCCUCCCUCAGCUGUAUAUCCAGCCAAUCACAGACGUGGAUGGUAGGCUGGACUGCUUCCGCUUCGGCAUCUCGUCGUCAGCCAACGGCCUGGUGAUAGGAGCAACCGUCAUGGAGGGCUUCUACGUAGUCUUCGACCGGGCAGAGAAGAGGGUGGGCUUCGCUGUCAGCAGAUGUGCAGUGAACGGUGGGCUAGCCGUGUCAGAGAUAUUGGGGCCCUUCUCAUCUGCAGACGUGGCAUCUGACUGUGCUGCUGGAGGGCUGCUGAAGGAGCCCCUUCUCUGGGUCAUCUCCUAUGCCCUGAUGGCCGUCUGUGCUGUGGUACUCCUCAUCCUGCUCCUCCUCCUGUCCUGUCGUCACCGAGACCGGUCCGGCGAGAUCACUGAUGAGUCCUCGCUGGUCCGCCACCGCAUCAAGUGACACGACAGCGGCAGUCCCAGUUCUACUGAGGCUGGGAAAGGGGAGGGGUUGGGGCUUCACUGACCAAUAGGACUGUUCUCUGGACAUAUCAUGGGGGGAAAAAACCUAACCCGUUUGACCAGUGAACACUUGUCUUAGCUUAGAUGUUACCACUUCUUUGCACUCCAGUUUUACAUCAACCUAGACAUGUUAUAAGACUGAAGGUUGGGUAGCAGAAAGGAAUCAUGCUAUCCUUAUGCCAGCCCAGUCCCUCAUUGCACAUAUUGCCUGCUGAUUCUCCACUGCCUACAACAUGGUAGUGAAGCACACUGCUCUCAGCUGAGAGACAAGGUCCCAAGAACUCUUAAACAGUCAGGUUUCUUUUUACUUCUUAGAAGCCUCAACUCAAAAUGAUGCUUUGAAGUUUGUUGAAUGUUCCCCACAGGUAUCAAUAGCAUUAUUUCAUGGCAACUUCUGUGAUAAAAGGAGGAAUGUUUCGUAGCAGUUUCUUAUUUUCAUUCACAAAGCACAACCAGGAGUUAAGACAAUUGAUGCACACAUUAUGUUGGGGUAAGAAAAUCACUUCUCAUACUUCCCUUCUGGUUUACAAUGUCCUCAUAUGGGAACUAGCAGGGUUUGUAACAAGUGUCAAAAAAUAUGAAGAUCAAUAUCACUGCAUCUGUAUGAGUGAGAAUGAAGCAAUCGAUAGGAUUUUGUAACCGACAUUGAUGAUGUACUUUUACUGCUAUACAUAUUUGAAAUGUCAAUGUGAUUGUAUAAUAUUAUUUUAAAAACUUGCCAUGGUAGACACAUACAGAAAACUGAUAUGUAAGGGCACAUAUGUUUCUAUGCUAAUUCAUGUUCUAAAUUGUACAACACCCAAAGUUACCCAUGAUUUCAAAAGUGGAGAUAAGACACUUUAAGUUGUACUGUAUUUUUCUAUCAAACGUUAAAGAAAAUAUUUUGCAAAGGUGUUAUGAAACUGUUGUGCAUGAUCAUGUUUGUUUAAAAUGUGUUUUAACUGUUUAUCAGUGCCAAAGUUGUGAUUGUAUAUAAUUACAUUGACCCGAUUAAAGUAAAGGCUCUCUCAUUCCAGUGUGAUAAUAGGCCCGGCCUCUAUUCCAACAGCCUUCAACCUGGAUAAACAAUCCACCAUUCACUUGACUAGUAUGACUAAAGAAAGAGUUACACAAGUAGAGGGAACCAUGAUGCAGGUUCACUUUCUCUAAUCUUGAGCUCAAGAGGAACUACCAAGAACACAAGCACCAUCUGGUGGUCAAAGUGGUAUAUAAACGUAAUGACUUUUCAAACUGAACAGUAUAUAUAUAUAUAUUACACAAAACAGUAUCAGGAUGUAGAAGUGGUCAUUUAAUGAAUACAUACAUACAUAUGACAAAUUCAAUAUGUAGCACAAAUAUUGCAUUUCUGAUGACACACUGUACGUACAAACAUCUCUUUCUGGCUUUUCUAUUCAGAAAAAAAUACAAUGUUUCCACCAUUUCAUUCUGAUUGUCCACCAGUGAUUUCUCAGUUUCUUUAUUUCUGCAAAACCAAACACACCAUAGUUACAACUUCCCAUUAUUAAAAAGUGUAUGCAUGUAAAUCACAA
Messenger RNA from Oncorhynchus kisutch (coho salmon), 3398 nucleotides. RefSeq names its product beta-secretase 2. The record is from RefSeq and is a predicted model, not a curated record. Gene Ontology annotation, molecular function: aspartic-type endopeptidase activity. Gene Ontology annotation, biological process: membrane protein ectodomain proteolysis; amyloid-beta metabolic process. The coding region runs from base 296 to 1810 and encodes 504 amino acids. NCBI's taxonomy places the organism in Eukaryota, Metazoa, Chordata, Actinopteri, Salmoniformes, Salmonidae. Gene Ontology annotation, cellular component: trans-Golgi network; plasma membrane; endosome. The transcript has 9 exons.